This is a messenger RNA of Contarinia nasturtii (swede midge), 1177 nucleotides long. RefSeq names its product dimodular nonribosomal peptide synthase-like. NCBI's taxonomy places the organism in Eukaryota, Metazoa, Arthropoda, Insecta, Diptera, Cecidomyiidae. The record is from RefSeq and is a predicted model, not a curated record. The annotation marks the transcript as partial. Gene Ontology annotation, biological process: secondary metabolite biosynthetic process; amino acid activation for nonribosomal peptide biosynthetic process. The transcript has a single exon. Gene Ontology annotation, cellular component: cytosol; cytoplasm. Gene Ontology annotation, molecular function: phosphopantetheine binding.
AUGAAAGCAAAACAUCUCAGUUCGCGAUCCGAUCGACUUCGUUGUGUGAUCUUCGUUGGCGAAGAACUAGAUCCACUGAUUAUAAAAGACUGGUAUGAACAACACGCGAAUACACACGAUCAAACAGUAUUAUUCAAUACGUAUGGCACUACAGAAACGUUGCGCGCUACCUAUAAACGAAUUAAAGUUUCGGAAUAUGUACAUUCGAUUGGACGCCCGUUCUCUGACAUUCGUGUUUAUUUACUUGAUGCUCAUGGCGAACCAGUGCCACUGGGUGCCGAAGGAGAACUGUAUAUUGGCGGCGCAGGUGUAGCUCGCGGCUAUCUCAAUCGACCUGAACUUACCGCAGAACGGUUUCUUCCUGAUCCAUUCAGUGAGAAUUCAGAAGCACGUAUGUACCGUACCGGUGAUCGAGCGCAUUAUCUGCCAGAUGGAAAUCUAGUUUAUAUGGGUCGAAUCGACCAACAGAUAAAAAUCCGUGGUUUUCGUAUUGAAUCUGGUGAAAUUGAGGCGCGUCUCGUUGAACACCCUCUGGUGCACGAGGCAUUUGUACAGUCAUUUUGUGAAGGGUCUGAUAAACGUUUGAUUGCAUAUGUGGUGGCUGAUCCGAACAAAUUGCGGGCUCAGAAUCUACGCACUUAUCUAGCGUCUUUACUGCCUGACUAUAUGGUACCGGCGGCUUAUGUUUGUCUUUCGUCUUUGCCGCUCACACCAAAUGGUAAGUUGGAUCGACGUGCACUGCCACCUCCAGACGAUGAGGCAUUUCCCAGUCAGUCGUAUGAGGCUCCACAAGAUGAAAUGGAAAUGAAACUAGCCACACUCUGGAGUGAAAUGUUGGGCAUUGAACGCAUCAGUCGGCAUGACAAUUUCUUUGCGUUGGGUGGACAUUCUCUACUGAUCGUGAGAAUGUUGUCGCAAUUGCGACAAGUUGGACUGGACACCAAUGUCCGCGAAGUAUUCGAUGCACCCUCUUUGGCCGCACUGGCUAAAACUCUAGUCCAUCACAAUGCAAUAACCAUCCCCCCUAAUCUGAUUACCGCAGAUAGUACAACAAUUACUCCUGACAUGUUGCCGCUUAUCACUCUAUCUCAGACGGAGAUUGACACAGUGGUCGCAGAGGUGCCGGGCGGUGUGGCCAAUAUUCAAGAUAUUUAUGGAUUAGCGCCAUUACAGCAAG